AUGGCGUUGGAUUCUGCCACCAAAAGUGAGCUCGAGGAGCUUGUGAAAUCAGCCCAAGGCAAAGUUGGGAUAGUUGUUGGUAUGCAACGGCUUCUGACCAGGCUCAGCCAAGUGGGUUUGAUGAGAACUCAAACAAUUGAGCCUGGCUACAUAGGUUGUCACGUGCAAAAUCGUGACGGAUUUGGAAUUGCUCCUCAAGCUUGCCAUCAACUGCUUGAAGACAUUGUCGAGGUUGGCUUUGACCCACGGGAGUGCAAUCCCAUUUGUUGUGAUGUGGACCGCAGUGAUUCGACCAUCUUCGAAUUUAACACGAGGCUUGCGGACAAUUCGUUUGGCUUAUUGCCUCCAAUUUCAAAGCACCAGUUGUGCUAUGCCAGCUUGUCUGCAUCACACACAAAUGCUGCGUUGCGAUGCAUCCUGGCAUCCACACCGCAUGAUGAGAAGAGCAAACUUGUUGUGGAUGGCAAGCUCCAGCUUGAACAAGUGAAGCAGGUCGACUUUGCCAUGUAUGAGGCAGCCACCAAAGGGCUGAGCUGGAGAGUCAUAUCAUCCCAGGCUAUGUCAAUACCAGGGCUAGCUGAUGUGAUUCAAGCUGUGUGCAACACCACAGCUCAGUUGAGUCGCGGCGAAUCUGAGUUUCAGAUCCUCAAACGAGUGUUGAAUUCCAUCAAUGCAAAUGGAGGUGCAGGAACAAACCUCUUGUUUGCCACAGUGAAGCAGUCAAUCAUGAAGACCAAACCGCAGUGUGCGGAGGCAGUGCCUGAGAUGUUCACUUUCCUAGUGCGCUAUGGGGCAUCGAAGCCUUUCCAAGAGCGCAUUUGCAGGAUUGAAGAGCGCAUCAAGGGGUCCAAGGAGAGUCCUCGCAAUCUCGGUGCUGAGUUCUUCCGCUGUUUGUCCAUGGACCACAAGGAUGCACAGCAGGAUGCCUGUGUGCAUUUCAGGCAUGCUGUGUUGUCCCUUGCGUACUGUGGCCAAGACCGCAAGAUGGUCAACGCCAGUGAUGUGCGGCGGGUCACAAGCAAGGAUCCCAAGAUCUUUGGCAAGGUUCUGGACGGCCAAAAGAUCAUCAAAAAAGUCCAGGCUGAUUUCUCAGCCGUCAACCUUGACAGUCUAGAAGCCAAGGUCAGGGCAGAUUGCCUUCAAGCCCUGGAUGAAUUUGAAGAUGCAGUGGUGCUUAUGUGUCUUGAGAAGAAAGCCUCGAUGACCAAUCUCGAGGAAGCUGCGUGUGUGUUGGUCGACAAACUCUUCGAAGUUUCCAAGGUCAAGAUCAGCUCCGACUAUGAUGCCCACCGCAAAACUACAACAACACCACACACUGCUGGGUCUUCGAGAGGUUGUUUGAGCCUGAUCAGGGAAAUGAACUUGGAUGGCCAGCUCCAAGACGAGUGCGCCGUGGUGAGAGACCUCGGCUUUGAUGUGGGCCAAGCAGUUGUUCGCAAGGCGGACAAGAUUAAAGCCGUCAUCACUGGUCUCAGUGGCAAUUUGGUCACCGUCAGUGUGGACGACGGCCCGAUCAGUGGACGCGCCCAGGUUUCAGCUCGGUCCUUUCGUCAGGGUGAAUGGAAAAUUUUGAAGACAGUGCCCGAACCCCCUUUGGAAGUGCCUGAUUGUUCCCUUCAUUCGGCUCUCCACUCCCGAGAGAUGAAGGUCGGAGCAGUUCGCGGCAAGAUCUUCAACAUGCUUUUGAGCUUGGAGAACAAGCACAAGGGAGUUCUAUCAGGGGUCAAAAUGACAAUCAAGCCCCAAAGGGAUGUGGUUGCCACCAGAUUGUUUCAACCAGGAAAGCUGGUCUUGGUGCCUUGCACCUACAAGAUUGAGACUCGCGGCGAGCCAGCCGCAGGGUCGAUUUGUUUGGGUGUGAUUGACGGGAUCAAGUUCCAGCUGGGAUCGUGCUACCAGGGACCGGACAAGGAUGGUAGCCUUGACCAGGCCUAUCUCCAGCCUUUUUGGUCAGUGAGGGUAACUCAUGAAGCUGCUAAAGCCAACGUAGAGCUUUCUCCAAUGCUUUCUUGCGAUGAGAACAAUGACAAAAUCAAGGUUCCGCUGUUUCAAAAUACAAAGGAUAUUUAUGUAGAUGAUGUUCUAUUGCAGUUUGUCCCAAAGAAAGAAAAAACUGUGAGCGUAGAGCCAUUGGUCCCCCUGCCGGAGCCGGCCAAACGCAGAAGGACUAAGUCAAAGGAAUGA
Molecule: messenger RNA, 2184 nt
Organism: Durusdinium trenchii
Lineage: Eukaryota; Dinophyceae; Suessiales; Symbiodiniaceae
Source: the annotation of a GenBank genome assembly